AUGGCGGCCCCUCUUGCCCUUCGUGUACCAAACGCAGCUACCGCACCAGCAGCGAACGAUCCUCUUGCUCUGCCACCAGGAACUACUUCAGAGAAGUUCGCAGAAUUCAUUUCUCAUGCUGAACAAACAACUGGUGCCGAAAAUGUCAUCAUUAUCAAGAAGAAAGAAGAGCUCACAAAGGAGCUCUACACUGACCCUUCCAAAGCGCACGAUAUGUACCACCUCUUCGACAAAGAUUACUUCGUCGUAUCCGCCACCAUUGCACCCCGCAACGUCGAAGAAGUCCAAGCAAUUGUUAGACUCUGCAAUGAGUACGAGAUCCCACUUUGGCCAUUCUCAAUUGGCAGAAAUAUAGGAUACGGAGGAGCAGCUCCAAGAGUUCCUGGUAGCAUCGGUUUGGAUAUGGGCAAAAACAUGAACAGAGUGCUAGAAGUCAACAGUGAAGGAGCAUAUGCGCUAUUAGAGCCAGGUGUAACAUUCUUCAGUCUAUACGACUACCUGAAGGAGAAUAAGCUAGACGAUCAACUAUGGAUUGACACACCGGAUUUGGGUGGUGGCUCUGUCGUUGGAAACACUAUUGAGCGUGGUGUAGGAUAUACUCCAUACGGAGAUCACUUCAUGAUGCAUUGCGGUCUCGAGGUCGUGCUUCCAACCGGAGAGCUUAUCAGGACAGGCAUGGGUGCUUUACCCGAUCCAACGCAACCAACAGUCGAGGGCGGAAGUUUGGAUCAACAACCAGGAAACAAGUGUUGGCAGUUGUUUCCUUAUGGUUUCGGUCCCUACAACGAUGGCAUCUUUUCACAAAGCAACCUUGGUAUUGUGACGAAGAUGGGCAUUUGGCUCAUGCCAAAUCCAGGGGGUUAUCAACCUUAUCUCAUCACUUUUCCAAAGGAUGCCGACUUGCCAAAGAUCGUUGACGUCAUUCGUCCCCUUCGAUUGCAGAUGGUCAUUCAGAACGUUCCUUCAAUCCGACAUAUUCUGCUUGACGCAGGAGUUAUGGGAACCAAAAAAUCGUACUACGAUGUUGAUCGUCCUCUUAAUGAAGAAGAAUUAGAUGCCAUAGCCAAGAAACUCAACCUUGGACGCUGGAACUUCUAUGGCGCUUUAUACGGCCCCAAACCUGUACGCGAUGUCCUCUGGCAAGUGGUUAAGGAUGCUUUUGGAACUAUCGAAGGUGCCAAAUUCUUCCUUCCAGAAGAUAUCAAGGAGAAGUGCGUUCUUCACAUCCGUGCAAAAACCCUACAAGGUAUUCCAACGAUUGAUGAGAUUGCCUGGGUAGACUGGCUACCCAAUGGUGCUCACCUUUUCUUCUCGCCUAUCUCUAAGAUCAGUGGUGAAGAUGCAAGCAAGCAGUAUGCUCUCACCCAAAAGAUGACUCUAGAGGCCGGUUUUGAUUUUAUCGGAACAUUCACCAUCGGUAUGCGCGAAAUGCAUCAUAUCGUAUGCUUAGUAUUCGACCGUGAAGAUGAGGAUCAAAAACGGCGCGCCCACAAGCUUAUCCGUGAGCUCAUUCAAGUCUGUGCCGAUAACGGAUGGGGAGAAUAUAGAACUCAUAUUGCCUUGAUGGAUCAGAUUGCAGAAACCUAUGGUUGGAACGAUAAUGCGCAGAUGAAGUUGAACGAGAAGAUCAAGAACGCUCUUGACCCCAAGGGUAUUUUAGCACCCGGAAAGAAUGGUGUAUGGCCGGCAUCAUAUGAUCGUUCAGCCUGGAGUGAACCACCCGUUGAUAAACGUCCAAGUGUGGCUGAAAUCCUCGCACAUAAAUCCUACCCAGAUACAAUAUGGAGACUUACCCCAACGCAGAGUGGAAAGCUGCCGAUUGGAGUUGGUAGAGGAGGGCCGUUCAAGAUAGACUGGGAGGUUCAUGGCAGUGGAGAGACGAAGGUUGUGUGGAUUAUGGGCUUAGGCUCUAACAAGUCAACAUGGCAAAGACAAACCCUAUACUUUGGUCAUGAAAGAGGAGAUAGAUAUUCCUCGUUGGUAUUCGAUAAUCGAGGUAUGGGCGGAUCAGACACCCCCAUCCUACGAUAUUCUACCUCGGAAAUGGCCAAGGAUUGUAUCGAGCUACUCGACCAUUUAGGUUGGACGAAGGACAGGCAACUUAACAUCACCGGGGUUAGCAUGGGUGGAAUGAUUGCACAAGAACUGGCAUUGAUGAUACCAAAUCGAAUUGCCACUCUUAACUUGCUCUCCACAGCACCUUAUAUCGAAAAUACAACUAGCUUCUUUGAAAAUCUGCGCACACGAGUCAUGAUGUUUGUCCCUAAGCCACUUGAUCGAUCUGUUUUGGAUGCAUCGUUGUCGUUAUUUCCUGCGUCGUGGCUAUCAUUACCAGAUACUACCCACCUGCCUUCAGAAUCGACCCCCUUGGUUGAACCACCACCAGGUCAUCCUUUCCCCUAUGCACACUUCUCUACCAACUACGAGCGCUUUGCUGCUGCCGAACUAACCAAACGACUCGAUCCUAAAGCUUUCAAAACAUACGGGUUUCUGCUCCAGGCUAUUGCUGCUGGUUGGCACCACAAGAGCCCUGCGCAAUUGAAAGAACUAGGAGACAAAGUGGGAAGAGACAGAAUCGCAGUCAUGCAUGGCACACUCGACCGACUUAUAUCUUUUCCUCAUGGCGAGAAACUUAUGGCAUUUAUUCAACCAGGUAGAGCGGAGAUUCGAGAAGGUGAUGGGCAUGCAAUUCCUAUCCAGGAAGAAGAUUGGUUUCACGAGAAGAUGGUGGCAUUUUUUGAUGAAUUUAAGUGA
This is a messenger RNA of Botrytis fragariae, 2754 nucleotides long. RefSeq names its product putative aryl-alcohol oxidase protein. Gene Ontology annotation, cellular component: mitochondrion. NCBI's taxonomy places the organism in Eukaryota, Fungi, Ascomycota, Leotiomycetes, Helotiales, Sclerotiniaceae. Gene Ontology annotation, biological process: lactate catabolic process. Gene Ontology annotation, molecular function: D-lactate dehydrogenase (NAD+) activity; D-lactate dehydrogenase (cytochrome) activity; FAD binding. The record is from RefSeq and is a predicted model, not a curated record. The coding region runs from base 1 to 2754 and encodes 917 amino acids. The transcript has 9 exons.